Pistacia vera is the source of this 1216-nucleotide messenger RNA. RefSeq names its product G patch domain-containing protein 8-like. The record is from RefSeq and is a predicted model, not a curated record. Bases 38 to 979 code for a protein of 313 amino acids. The transcript is spliced from 7 exons. NCBI's taxonomy places the organism in Eukaryota, Viridiplantae, Streptophyta, Magnoliopsida, Sapindales, Anacardiaceae. Gene Ontology annotation, molecular function: nucleic acid binding.
UAAUCUUUUGUGGCUUCAAUAAUGUAGGUGAUAAAGAAUGGAUUACAGAUGGUAUAAUGGUAGACAGGAAAUAAGCAGUCGAGAUAAACGGCAACAGGACAAGGAGCAGGCAUAUGAGGAGUCUCUUAUUGAGGAUUUGGCAGAGGAUUUUCGAUUGCCAAUCCAUCAGAAGCCAACAGAGAAUGUUGAUCUGGAUAACGUGGAACAAGCAUCAUUGGAUACGAAAUUGACAUCGUCAAAUAUUGGGUUUAGGCUUCUACAAAAAAUGGGGUGGAAAGGAAAAGGUCUUGGGAAGGAUGAGCAAGGAAUUACUGAGCCAAUAAAAUCUGGGAUCAGAGACCCAAAACUAGGGAUUGGAAAACAAGAAGAAGAUGAUUUUUUUACGGCUGAAGAAAAUAUCCAGCGAAAGAAACUUGAUAUUGAGCUAGAGGAGACUGAGGAGAAUGCCAAGAAGCGGGAGGUGUUAGCAGAACGUGAGCAGAAAAUUCAAACCGAGGUGAAGGAAAUACGGAAGGUGUUCUAUUGUGAUCUUUGCAACAAACAAUACAAAUUGGCUGUGGAAUUUGAAGCCCAUCUGAGCUCAUACGACCACAAUCACAGGAAGCGUUUUAAAGAAAUGAAAGAGUUGCAUGGUUCAAGCAGUCGCGACGAUCGGCAAAAACGAGAACAGCAACGUCAGGAGAGGGAGAUGGCUAAGUUUGCUCAAAUGGCUGACGCCCAUAAACAACAGCAGCAGCAGCAGCAGCAGCAGCAGCAGCAACAGCAACAGCAACAACAGGAAGAAGAAUCUGGGUCUGGUCCAGCCUCCACUGCACCAAAAACUGCUACUGCACUUGCCAAUCAGGAUCAACGGAAGGCAUUAAAAUUCGGAUUUUCUUCUAAAGGUGGCAUUUCUAAGAACUCAUCUGGAAGUGCUGCAAAGAAGCCAAAAGUAGGUGUCGCCUCAGUGUUCGGCAACGACAGUGAUGAAGAACAAUGAAUAAUAGCAACGGCCACUGCUAGUUAGCAACGUUCCCGAUGUAAUGAUCUCAUAACUUCUUGGUGUCAUGUAACAGUGUAGUCUCUUUUCAAAGGGUUCACGUUAAACUCAAAUGUACGAGACUUGAGUAACGAGUAUUUAUUUGCUUUGUCGGAAAGACUGAUAUAUACAGAACUUUGUAGAUUUCUUGUUUGAUUAUGUCACCUCCAUAAGCUAUACUCAAGUCAUUCAUGGUGA